GAAGCCACUUCUUCAUAGUGUCGAAGGGCACGUUGGUGGUCUUGAGGAAUGGUGAAACCAAGUCGGAGAUCACCAAAGGUGCCGCUUUCGGGGAGAACGUGAUCCUCAUGUCAGGUGCACAAGAUGCCACAAUCCAAGCCAAAGGAGAGGUGGAGGUCUAUGGCAUGCAUGGGGCGAGGAGCCGUGCUCUCCUUGCUGAGCAAUAUCAGCGAGAAAGAGGUCAAGCCAGCAGUGCAGUGAACGAAGCGCUCAGUUGUGAUUCCUGCUGGCUGCUACGCAAACUCACGCCUUAUCAGAUGCAGUGCCUGUUUGACAAAGUCAAUGUGCUUAGCUUCGAGAAUGGCGCCACAAUCAUGGAAGCUGGGCACAAGGAGACGCCCGACCUUCACAUUGUUUUGCAAGGGCAGGUCUCCCUCACCGCAGGGG
Molecule: messenger RNA, 426 nt
Organism: Symbiodinium necroappetens
Lineage: Eukaryota; Dinophyceae; Suessiales; Symbiodiniaceae
Source: the annotation of a GenBank genome assembly